Molecule: messenger RNA, 4715 nt
Organism: Felis catus (domestic cat)
Lineage: Eukaryota; Metazoa; Chordata; Mammalia; Carnivora; Felidae
Gene: CCR3
Product: C-C motif chemokine receptor 3
Exons: 6
Coding region: 3191-4318 (375 amino acids)
Biological process (GO): immune response; G protein-coupled receptor signaling pathway; inflammatory response
Cellular component (GO): membrane; cytoplasm
Molecular function (GO): C-C chemokine receptor activity
Source: RefSeq, a predicted model, not a curated record
GAGACACAGAAUCCGAAGCAGGCUCCGGGCUCCGGGCUGUCAGCACAGAGCCCGACCCGGGGCUCGAACCCACAAACAGCGAGAUCACGACCUGCGCUGAAGUCGAGGCUUAACCGACUGAGCCAGCCAGGCGCCCCAUUGUUUCUGUAGGCCUUUGGGCUUCACAGGAGGGCAGUGUGCAGUGGACAGAGGGAACCCAGAAACACCCUGGAUCCCCAGCGAGCCAGACGCAGGCCGUGCCGGCUGCAGAAGCCCUCCCACGAGCCCCCUGGGAAAAUGUGGGAAGACGUUGCCCUGACCAGAGCACCCAGGAAGGGCUCCCAUGGUUCAUUGCUCGCACGUGGAGAACGCUCUGGGGUCCCUCCCGGGAAGAUCCGAGCCUCUGCUGAAUUCCACAUUCCCCGUCGACGCACCCCGAGGUGAUUCCGGAACCGUCACCUUUUUAGGCCUCUCCGUGUUGACUUCCCUUUAUCGCCAUUGCCAACGGCUGGCGUGUUCCACAAGGUAAAGAAGUUCUUCGGUUGCUGAAAUCACUCCGGGAGAAUUCGAAGUCCCCAGCGAGGGGGUGGAGACUGAGCUCAGGGGCCGGUGGCCACUUACCAGACAGAAGUCCCAGCCCCGUCCCUGCCGGCCACCCUCCUUCUCAUGAAGGACGCUCAGUGUCCACACCAGGCUUCCACCCUCCCCGCUGCUGGAGGUGCGGUGACUUUUGAACUUGGGGAGUUUGGAAAGGAUAGCGCGGAAGGCUUCCCUCAGCCCUGUCCUCUUCGCCAGGAAAGGGAGCUGCCCGCGGCCCUUGGGGUUGCCUUUGCCUCCGUAGAUAAAGCAUCCAGUUCUGCGGUUUAGCGAACGGGGUCAUGUGUGGCCCCUUAAUUUCUUACCAUCCUCAGAACCAGAGAGGAUAAGGGGACAGGUGGGGAGGGCAGGGGUGCUUUUUUCUCUUCCGAUGACGCUGAGCACCAGAAAACUGAGGUCGGCCAGAAAUGCCACGGAAGUUUAGAGGAGGGGCGGGCAGUUCCAAGCACCUGCUACGUUAAGACACCGUCAUCGUGGUGGGGCCCUGGUUGGGCCUUUCCCACAAGCAGGCGGGUUUCAUGGGCCACCUCACCUGACCCUCCCAUAGAUGGAGGUGUUGUUCUUACCUCCGUUUGCAGAUGAGGAAGCCAAGCACCAUUCCAGCUGCCUGGACCCAGGAGUCCAGUCUUUCUAAGCAGAAAAGGAUGUCCUCACGGGGAAGCUGGGCCUCACUGCGGACGGGGUGCAGACCAGCAGAGAGGGGAGAGGGUGAGACUGCCCGAGGCAUGUCUGGACCAGUGAGUCCCCCGUGAGGCUUGAAUGGGAGACUUGGGGCAGAAAGAGGGUCCCCAGAAACGCAGCAGGAAGCCUUGGAGUUAGGCAAGGCCUCUGGCAUUUUCUAACCCAGCCUCUCACUUGUGGAGAGAGUUUUCCUUAUUCUCUGGUCCCCGUGGCUGUGGUCCCUGGCCCCCGGGAGCUGCCCUCGCAGGGCUGAAUCAGAAGGCCCCUCAGGCCAUGCUUCCCCAGCUCCAUCAGGGGGCUCCCAGGAUGGUCCCCCUUGUGGGACAGGUUGCAGAGACUUCUUGUUCUCUGGGGCAGAAAUCUGCCUCGUGGCAGCCUCUCCCCACCCGGGGAUGCCCCACAGAGCCCAAGGGAAAGGCCGACUCUAUCAUAAUAGAGCACAACUUCCUAUCUCUUUCUUCCUACCAGACCUUUCCGGUUUCUCUAACUCUUCUCUGGCAAGGCUUCUGCUGACCCCCCUGACACUGAAGCCUGGCUACCAAGCUGGCUCAAACUCGAGCCUCCGGGAUGUCCAUGAGCCCUCCCGACAGACUCCUUCCUUUCUCCCCCCAUCUUUUCUUUGCCAUUGGCAGUGUGUGUCACAGUCCCGCCUACAUAAGAGAUGUUUGAUAGACGCUUGGCGAACUGCUUUGACGUCGUCCACGUGGCCAGUUUGUCAAAGGUCACGCCUCUAAGGUCAGAGCUCUUCCCACAAAUGUUGGGUGAUGCCUGCGCUGUGCCCAGCGUCGCGACGGGCGCCCCGGACCCAUCAGCACAUAGAGCCCGCACACGUGUCACGGUGGUCGCCUAGCCACAGCUCGUGUUUGCUCAGCCCUGUAUAUCCUACAGAGUCUUUCUUCCGUAUUUAUCUUAGUCGAUUCCAUGGCAACCUGAUGAUUUACAGGUGAGAAGGCUGAGGUCCAGCACGAUCUGCUGAUGAAGGUUAUGGAGCUAUUCGGUCACACGGAAAGGCACUUCUCGGGUCUUCUGGGGACGUCUAACCCUGCGCUCCACCUCGACUCAUCAAGGUCUCCUCUAGAGCGCUGGGAAAUAACUAGGUUAUCCCGCGGUCCUCACAUCUUGCCUUCGCGGGAAAGUUCUGAUUUAAUUUAAAAACUCCCUUUGGUAUUGAAGUAUAAUUGACGUACAACGUUAUAUCCGUUGCAGGUGCACAGCCUAGUGAUUCGAACUACCUUCCCUACCUUAUUUCAUGCUCACCACGAUAAACGUAGUUACCGUCUGCCACUCGAUUUUACUUUUUGCCCUGCCCCCUACCCCGGGUCAAAGCAAUGUUUAUUCAAGAAUUAUCUGCCCCCCUCCAAAAAGAGAAAGAGAGAGAGAGAGAGAGAGAGAGGACAAUGCCAAGAGAAUGCAGAACCCCGAAACGGCUGCUGAACAUCAGCAGUGUUCAUCUCAAAGAUUACUCAACUGAGGGUUUAGUAUGUAAUUCCAACAGCAGAAAAGAAGAACUGUACUGAACUUGAUAACUUUCUGAAAACUUGCAGAGCAGCGAGCCUGUUUAAAAGGGGAAGCCGUCUUGUGUCCUACCUUCCCAAUGCCUCUGAUCAGACGGCUUCUCCAUUUCAUGCGUGGCAAGACCUAAGCUGUCCCCGGGUGCAUAAAGGACUUUGCUAAAGUCACAGUCAUCCACACUUGGCCUUUUGUACCUCAUCAGUCAGCAUGCCCACGGCUGGGCCCAUCGUGUGUUCGCCGUGCCUUCAUAAAUUCUCAACUACUGAGGACAUGACCGCUCCAAGUUAGCCAUUUCGCGUGUAUCGAUGUUGACUUCGUAAGAAACAAGCCAUCACCUACUACUGCCCAGAAUAUAUACAUCGCUGAACACUUUCUGGAAGCAAUUUGACAAAACGCAUCAAGAGACUUAGAAAACAGGUGGAUGGAUACCUCUGGCUCCUUCAACUCAUCUUUACCAGGGACAAUGGAGGCUUUGAUGGCCGGAACUGAGACGGUGACAGCGGAUGCGUCUGUCAGGACCACACUGUUCGACUAUGAGUUCUCGCUGCCAUGUGAAAAAAUCAACGUCAAGGAGCUGGGGUCCCGCCUCUUGCCCCCACUGUAUUCCCUGGUGUUCGUGGUUGGUCUGCUGGGCAACGCGAUGGUGGUGGUGAUCCUCACAAAAUACAGGAGGCUCCGGAUCAUGACCAACAUCUUCCUGCUCAAUUUGGCCAUUUCUGACUUGCUCUUCCUGUUCACUCUGCUGUUCUGGAUUCACUACAGCAGGUCGAACGAGUGGGUGUUCGGCCACUUCAUGUGUAAGCUCCUCUCCGGGCUUUACUACAUGGGCUUGUACAGCGAGAUUUUCUUCAUCAUCCUGCUGACCAUAGACCGGUACCUGGCCAUCGUCCACGCCGUGUUCGCCCUGCGGACCCGGACCGUCACUUUCGGUAUCAUCAUGAGCGUCCUCACCUGGGGCCUGGCAGGGAUAGCGGCCCUCCCUGAAUUUGUCUUCCAUCAGUCCCAAAAUGAUGCUGAACAGUACAUCUGUUUGCCUCUUUAUCCAGGAGGCCAAGAGGAUAACUGGAAGCGUUUCCAUGCUCUGAGCAUGAACAUCCUCAGUCUGGCCCUGCCUCUGCUCAUCAUGGCCGUCUGCUACGCGGGAAUUAUUAGGACACUGCUGAGAUGCCCCAAUAAAACCAAGUACAAGGCCAUCCGGCUCAUUUUUGUCAUCAUGGUGGUCUUUUUCAUGUUCUGGACCCCCUACAACCUGGUCCUCCUUCUCUCUGCUUUCCAAACGAUCUUCUUUGAGGUCAGUUGUGAGCAGAGCAAAUGGCUCGAUGUGGCCAUGCAGGUGACAGAGGUGAUAGCCUACACGCACUGCUGCGUUAACCCCGUCAUCUACGCCUUCGUGGGGGAGAGGUUCCGGGAGCACCUCAGCCACUUCUUCCGCAGGCACGUGGCCACCAACCUGGGCAAAUACAUCCCGUUCCUUCCCAGCGAGAAAUCAGACCGAGCCAGCUCUGGCUCCCCAUCAACGGGGGAACAGGAGCUCUCUUUUGUCUUUUAGGCCAGAUGCGGAAAAUUACCUAAAGCGGAUGAGCCGGGCAGAUGAAGGAAACACAUUAAGUCCAUCGCGUUGACUUUAACGCCAGCCCUUUGAACUUCUAGCUCGAUGCCGAAACUUGUAAAGACAUUAAAGCGUAUACACAAUGGGGUCAGCAGACCCGUGUGCCCCGGACGUUAACGGGGGUCACUAGUUAGUCAGUUCACUUGCCGUCCACACAGAAGUUUGCUCGGUUCUUGGAAGAGUUACAUCCAGUGUAAUGUACCCAAGUGUUAGCUAGUCACUAUAUGCAGCUAUGAGCAGGUAAAUCAUUUUACAGUUUAAACCUUAACUUUAGCUAGCUGUUGCAUAAAUGAAACGUAUUUCACAAAAUACAAUAAAUCAGUCGCAAUACUUUUAA